AUGGCAUCAAAAAGGUCAAUGAAAAUCUGCAGCAUAGCUCAGAAGUCUUCAGCUGACGAGCAUAAUGGACCGAAACCGAAGUCUCAACCUACUCAACCCCUUCGAUUGGCUGACAGUUCCUCAAAGCGAGGAUGCAACUCAAAGGUUUUGAAUCCAAACCCAGAGCCACACAGAAAGAAGCUGAACUUCACGCCGCCCAAAAAGAGUUUGUCUGCUCAAAGGGAACAGCAUGGCCAUCUCGUUUCCACCCAGAAGCCUGCAAGUGGAACGAUUGAUCUGGAACGGAGUAGACAGAGGGCAGGACUAGGUCAUCUCAAAGCCACCUUGGAGUCUGAAUGUGGAAACAGCAGGAGCUACCUUGCAGAAGAUUCUCAAAGUGCCUCCUCACAACAAGCUCCUAAAGACUCCAUCAAAGAUUUUUCUAGCCUGAAGAAACCAUCCGACCAUAACAACACUAUCUCGCCUGGAAGUGGCAGCGGUAAUCAAGAAAAGACACGAAUUGAAUCUGGGGAUCAGGACUUGAAUGACUCAAACACAAGCUUGUCUGCUCAAAGGGAACAGCAUGGCCAUCUCGUUUCCACCCAGAAGCCUGCAAGUGGAACGAUUGAUCUGGAACGGAGUAGACAGAGGGCAGGACUAGGUCAUCUCAAAGCCACCUUGGAGUCUGAAUGUGGAAACAGCAGGAGCUACCUUGCAGAAGAUUCUCAAAGUGCCUCCUCACAACAAGCUCCUAAAGACUCCAUCAAAGAUUUUUCUAGCCUGAAGAAACCAAUUGACCAUCCCAACAACACUAUCUUGCCUGGAAGCGGCAGCGGUAAUCUUCAAGGAAAGACACAAAUUGAAUCUGGGGAUCUGGACUUGGAUGACUCAAACACAAGCUUGUCUGCUCAAAGGGAACAGCAUGACCAUCUUACCACCCGGACUGCAAGUGGAGCAAUUAAUCUGGAACGGAGUGGACAGGGGGUGGGAUAUGAUCAUCUCAAUGGUGCCUUGGAGUCUAAAUGUGGAAACAGCAGGAGCAACCUUGAAGAAGACUCUCAAAUUGACUCUGCACAACAAGCUCCUAUUGACUUCACUAAAGAUCUACCAGAACUUGUUCACGAUGAUGAUCCUCUCAACACUAGCUUGGAGACAAGUUUUACAGAUUUGUUGAAGCCAAAUGAGAAGAACGCCUGGGAAGAUGAUAUUUCUUCAGUAACAGUGCUGGGAAUUCAGACUGAAAGUGGAUUUUCCUUUUCUUCUGGUGAACUUCAAGUGGAUUCUUCACCUAUAAUCACUGAUGCAAUUUUUGAGUGUCUAAGUCCUGAAACACCUUCUUCUCAAAUUGUUCUGGAAGUAAGGGAAGCACCUGUUGAAAAUUUAGAUACUAGUACAGCUGAUCAUGAUAUCUCUAUUGACUCCACUCCUGAAUCACGGAAGAGAACCAGGUCUGCGACACCAAGAUCUGGCAGUCCUGUUCGAAAGCGUUCGAGGAAUUCGGCUCUAUGGAAAACUAAUAUUAGAAAGACAGCAGCUAACUCUGGCCAAGAAUAUGUGUCUGCAAGGGGGAAGUUAGUGAAAGCAAGACAAAUGAGACUACCCUGCUCAUGCAAAUUGGAUUGUGUACAUAGACUAUCUGAAGAACAACGGAAAAAAGUUUUUGAUACAUUUUGGCAAUUGGCAAGCCAUGACCGGCAGUGGGAAUUCAUUCGAAACUUUUCUGUGAACAAACCCACUAAGGGUAAGGAUGACCAAGAACCCAAAAAAAGAAAAUGUUCUCGCUCAUAUUUUUUUGAAGUUGAUGGUGAAACCAUAACUGUUUGCAAGAAAAUGUUCAUGUGUACCUUAGAUAUCUGGGAUGGAUGGAUUGAUAGCGCUUACAGCCAUGUAAACCCUCAGAAAGGAAAAGUGGCAACACCAGACAAAAGGGGUCGCCAUGCAAACCAUCCCAAAGUUAUUACUCCAGAAAAAAUUAAAACGGUCACAGAACAUGUAGCAGAGUUUCCAAGAGUACCAUCGCACUAUUGCAGGGCAAGUACUAAACGUGAGUAUUUACAAAGAGGUCUGAGUCUGAGAAAAAUGGCAAAAUUGUAUCAGAGCUGGGCUGAGUCUAAAAAUCUUCCCCAUGCAUCAAGAGCUACUAUAAGACAAUAUAUAGACAUUGUAAAUUUGCAUUUCAACUUGGGUUUUUUUAAACCAAAAAAAGACCAGUGUAAACUGUGUGUCUUCAUGGGAAGCAAACACAACACUCCAAGAUUGAAAGCUCAAUACAAAGAUAUCUAUGCUACCCAUAUCAAGAACAAACAGAGGGUGAAAAAAAUUAAAGAGCAAGACAAGGCUGCUGCUGAGAAAGAUAGAACAAUUGCCCUUUGCUCUUUUGAUUUACAGAAGCAACUCAAUCUGCCUCAUUCUCAGGCUUCACCCUUUUAUUAUCACAGUAAGCUAACUCUGUACAACUUCACUGUGUUCCAUUCUAUCAAGAGGCUUGGGUGCUGUUUUUUGUGGCAUGAGGGAAUGGCAAAGAAAGGAUCCAAUGAAAUUUCAAGUUCUCUUCUCUACUACAUUUCUGAACUUGUAAAGGAAGGCUACAAAGAGUUAAUUUUUUACUCUGAUAACUGUGGAGGACAGAACAAGAACCGCUUCAUUUUCAGUAUGUUACAGUUGGCUGCAGUUCGUUAUUCGGUGAAAAUCACUCACAGGUUUCUAGAAACUGGACACACCAUGAUGGAAGUUGAUUCCAUCCAUGCCAGAAUUGAAAAUUCGACUGAGUUUUCUGAACUGUUUGAUUUUGAUGAUUGGAUUAAGGCCAUCGAGGAUGCAAAAGAAGAGUUGCCGAAAUAUGAAGUGAUACCCUUUAAGAAAGGGUUUGUUCGCACUUUCAAACCUUUAGUGGAGACCCUGCAAACUUGGGAAAAAGAUAUGAAAGGUAACAAAAUACAAUGGCAAAAGGUGAAAGAAAUUUGCAUCAAUGGAGCAGAGGGCAACAAGGUACACUUAAAGUAUGAUUAUGAUGGUGAGACGGUAACUCUUAAUCCGAACAAGCCUGGACGACCGGUUAAUUUGAAGACUUACCAGCCACCCCAAGCCUAUGAGGGGGCAAUUCCCUUACCUGCAUCCACCAUUGCGGGCAUAAAAAAAUUUUGUAAAGAAAAAGACAUUCCAGAAUUGAAGCAGCCUUUUUAUGAUGAUGUCUUAGCUGGGUGUUGGCCAACGGAUGAAGAUGCUGCUUCAGAUGUUGAGGAUGAUCCCAUGGAAGCUCUCUGUGUUGGUGACGCACUGGAAGAAGAGACUAAUAAGGGUGAGGGAGAUAGAGAAGAAGAAGAUGAGGAACGUGCUGAAGAUGAAGAUGAUGAAGAUGAUUACGAUUGAAUUGUUUCAUUGGUGUGCUUUCUUUCAUCAUACUAUUUUUCAUGAACCAUCAUGCUGUGCAUGCGCAUGGAAUAGAAUGUGCAAUAAUUUUUUUUUGUGUGUCUCU
Messenger RNA from Thrips palmi, 3454 nucleotides. RefSeq lists its product as uncharacterized. The record is from RefSeq and is a predicted model, not a curated record. The transcript is spliced from 12 exons. Lineage: Eukaryota; Metazoa; Arthropoda; Insecta; Thysanoptera; Thripidae. The coding region runs from base 1 to 3348 and encodes 1115 amino acids.